Molecule: messenger RNA, 895 nt
Organism: Arachis stenosperma
Lineage: Eukaryota; Viridiplantae; Streptophyta; Magnoliopsida; Fabales; Fabaceae
Product: glutathione transferase GST 23-like
Exons: 2
Coding region: 85-753 (222 amino acids)
Biological process (GO): glutathione metabolic process
Cellular component (GO): cytoplasm
Molecular function (GO): glutathione transferase activity
Source: RefSeq, a predicted model, not a curated record
GAACCAGUCAUCACAUGAAUAAUAAUAAGUUUCUUGCAUAGCUGAAAAGUUACACAAAAUAGUGCGUAAAUUGAAACAAAGAUAAUGGGAAGCAAAGAUGUGAAGUUGUUGAACUUUUGGGUGAGUCCGUUCGGUAAAAGAGUUGAGUGGGCACUGAAACUGAAGGGUGUGGAAUAUGAAUACAUAGAAGAAGAUAUAUGCAACAAGAGCAACCUCCUUCUUGAGCUGAACCCGGUUCACAAGAAGGUUCCAGUUCUUGUUCAUGGCAACAAGGCAAUCGCGGAGUCAUUUGUGAUCCUCGAAUACAUCGAUGAAACAUGGAAGCAGUAUCCAUUGAUGCCUCACGAUCCUUAUGAAAGGGCUCAUGCUCGCUUUUGGGCUACGUCUGCUCAACAAAAGCUUGGGAAGGAAGGCUCAUGGACUGCGCUGGUUAAGAGCGGAGAAGAAAAGGAAAAGGCUCUGAAUACAGCCUCAGAGGUACUUGAGAAGUUAGAGGAAGAGAUUAAGGGUAAGAAAUUCUUUGGAGGGGACAACAUUGGAUACCUCGACAUUGCACUUGGAUGGAUCUCUUACAUUAUUCCCAUCUGGGAGGAAGUUGGGUCAAUACAAAUAAUUGAUCGUCUGAAAUUCCCAGCCAUCAAUGAAUGGAUGACCAAUUUCCUCAACCACCCUGUGGUCAAGGACUCCUUGCCCCCAAGAGACAAGGCCCUUGAUUACUACCAUCUCUCAGUAAAGAAACAUACUCCUAAUUAAUUAUAUACAUAUGUAUGCUAAUGUGUGUUUGUGAACAUCAUCAUAUAUUGUUUAGUAAUUAAAAAUGUUGUAUGAUUGUAUCAAAAUAUUAUGACUUGUUAUUAUAUCAUUAUACGUGACAUUCGUACUACGUUAUUGUGGA